AUGGGCAAUGCGGCUGGGAGUAUGGAGUUUCCAAUGGGGAAGGAGGGGAAGACAGUGUCGGCCCCCCCAGGCUCAGGGACCCCCCAGAAACAGGCGGCGGGGCCCAAGCUUCCCAUGCCUGCCGAGGAGGAGUUAGAGGAGCGCUUCAAUGUGGUGCUGGUGAGUCACACACACACACACACACACACACACACACACACACACACACACACACACACACACACACAUUCUCUUUUACACACUCCUAUACAGAAACUACACAAUACAACACAAUACAAAGAAACAAAGAAUGCUGAACAUUUUGAAAAUGUGCACAUCCCCAGGACAGGCUUAUCAACGAGCAGGGUACAUAAAGUGACUGUGGAAAGAUAAAUAAGAAUUCCUUUAUUCUCUGGUUUACAGUAGUAUUGAGUUCGUUGUAUGGUCAGUUGGGAAUGGAUAAAGAGGAAGUUCUAAUCCAUAUUUGCAGUGGAAACGGUAUAAUAAAAGUUAGCCAUAUACAAAUAUUACACCACAUUAACUUUAAGCCUGUGACAUACGGUUUAUUUUUUUAUUCAAGUUUGCAGUGAAAAGUUAUUCAUGAAUCUCCUAAUCCCAAUUAGUUGUACAAUUUCACUUUCAUAACUUUAGUUUUGGUUUGUUAUAUCUACUACUGUAGUAUUACAUCAUUAGACAAUCCACUUUUUAAAAGAUGGCUCCAUCAAAAUCACCACAGUAAAAUUAACAGUAAAUCCAGCCAUUCACCUCCUAACCACCUAACACUAUUACUCGAUGAUAAUUCCUUGAUUGAUGACAAGUUGGACAUUCCUCGACUCCAUAACUUGCAUUUCCUCUCACUCCCUUCACUGGGCCUAUUGGUCAUCUGUGAUGAGUGUGAUAGAAGGAGUCAGGCGCAGGAGGGGAAUCACCAAAUGCAGAGUUUAUUCCGUCGUACACAAAUAGCGCUGGAUAGCGACAAACAAAACAGGUACAGGGGAAAAUCUACCCUGGCAAUACAAGGUAACGGUAGCUCCAACAAUAACAGGCACAGGGGAAAUAUCUACCCCGGCAAUAACAAUGUACGAGUAGCUCCACCGAGCUACACAACUCUCACAAAUAAACAAUCACCCACAAGGACAAAGGGGGCAGAGGGAACACUUAUACACUGACUAAUGAGGGGAUAAGAACCAGGUGUGUGUGAUUGACAAGACAAGACAAAUGGAAUGAUGAAUAAUGGAGCGGCAGUGGCUAGUAAGCCAGUGACGACGAACGCUGAAGCCUGCCCGAACAAGGAGGGGAGGCAGCCUCGGCGGAAGUCGGGACAUCCUCGGUCUGUAAAAUCAUCUUAUAGGGCCAGGCUGUGACUGAACAACUGGUGUUGACAGCCAAAAACCAAUUGAGUCUACAUAUUUCUCCCUGAUAUCUCAGCUAUGUUUGAUAUGUUGCCCAGUGUGGUCAGUGCCAUGACAGGCCUAUUACAUUUCAUGCAUUCUUCUUUUUAAUCUCUCACACAUCUAUCUCCUUUACAGGUGCAUUAGAGUGCGAUGAGUAUUAGAUUGACGAUGACUGCCGCAUCCUCAUUCCAGACCUAUUUGUUUGCCCUGUAGAUUUGCGUCAUAGAUAUAGAACCAAAUAGAUGGCAAAAGAGAAGACAGCUGCCUGACUUUGUGUCCUUAGAAAACCUACCCACAAUGUCAGUUUAACAUUCUGAUAUAGGCUAACUUGGUUAACUAGACUUAUUCAUAGACAUUACAUCAGUGAUCAAUUACUAGUAGCACAGUAGUUGGUUCGUGCACAUGUCAAUCAAUGUGCAAUUGCAGCUGCCAGAUGACACUGACAUUCAUACUAUGAUAUUGAUACAUGUCAGUCUCAUGGUUAGUGUUACUCGGUCGAAAUCAAUGUCUGGUCCUGUAAUUCAAAGCAGUGUAGAAUGCGAUUAACUUACUGGACAGAAAUUAUAUCUGAAAAUGGUGUUGCUGAGAGGAAUGUGUGUGUCAUUCUGGUCACAGUCAGAUCUUUGUCAGGAACUUAUCUCUAUUACCUGAGUCAUACCACCACAUGAGGAUGAUAUGUGGCCUUUAGCUUGUUAGCCAAGUGACUCACCAUGUAGGAGACAUGCUUACACUGCUUAUUAUCUUCAGGAAAAUAACACUUUUUUCUUCAUUUUAUUUUUUUGCCUUUUUUGGCUUGUUGAGAGAAAGUAUUCACAAUAUUGCUUAGCAUACUUCUAUCCAAUUCUCUCAGAACCCCACAAGUGCAUAGGGGGUAUAAUGGCUAGGUUCGAUUUGGGAUUCGGCUUUGGAGAGAGGUAGAUACCUUGUGAGAAGAACUCAGAACUAUGUGGAACAAGGCUAUACGCUUAACUACCGGUAUGUGCUUCUUACCCAUUGGUCUCUGUCAACCACGUUUGAUUUGCUUGGAUAAAGCUGUGUUGUUCCACAAAAUGAGUGCCUUUUGCGUCCCUUUGAUACUGUAUUUUAAGUUGAAAUUUGUGCACCAAUAUUGCAUUUUAAAAGCCUGUAAUAUAGACCACAUGGAGAAUUCAAUCAAUGUGAUUUUUAAUAUGAAUAAAGACUUGCUAAAGUGCCAACAUUCAGCAUUUUGACAUGUCCCUCCGUGCACCCACUGUGACUUUCAGGAAGAUUUUAACCCACUUAACCCUAACAUGUUUUUUUAUAAUCUGAAGAUUAUUAUUUAUUUCAUGUGAUUAGUGAUUCAUUUACAUCUGUCCCUCAUUUUAAGGUCAAAACUGUUACGUGAACUGAACUCUCUUUUUAUAAUGGUGAAACUAUUCCUUUUUAAAUAUUUUCAAAAUAAACAUUGAACAUCUAAUGGUCAAAUCAUAGUGUAGAAGCAGGUAAGCUGGUUCUACUCUUUUUGGCCAUUUGCUGGUGUUGAGUGGGUUGAGCAAAACACGUCAACCCUGUUAACCAUAGAUAGACAGGCGCGAAAUGUUUUAACAAUUUCUGUUUUUUUUGUGAAACUUGCAUUCAGUUGCCACUCCCUGUUGCACACAAUAAGCUUCUAAUCUCCCUGUCACAAGGGGAUUCAUGGCUGAUUUAAAAUGAAAUCAUGAACCCUGUUACGGUCAACGCUGUUACGAUCAACCCUGUUACGAUCAACCCUGUUACUUUAUUUGGCACUUUAAAUGGGAAAACAUGUUUUUUAUGAAGUUGAACAUGUGCUCUUUAUGACAGAAUGUUACAAAUAUUGUUUUACCAAGUUACACCUCUCAAAGGCACCGAAUUGGUGGAACAACCCAAAUAUUUGAUUGUUCAUGGGCAAUUCAUUUCUAAGUUCAACAAACCAUACAACUCUAUGCACAAUGACUACUUUUAACAAUUGACACUGAACAUUUUACAAAAACACAUUUACUGGAAGAACUGUGCAGAUGCAAAGUUCGGUAACAGAAUUUCUGUAAAAUCUCCCUCAGUUUUUUGUGUCCACGUUUUCCAAACACUUAAAUAUCUGCUCCGAAUUAAGAUUCAAUGAUGUCUGCAGAAAGAAUGGGGUGUCAGCUAUGACAUGACACAUUGACUUUGAAAAAACUAUUUUGGUUAUUGAACUACAGUAAGUGAAGUGGAUUUACACCUGGUAACGAAAUUGCGGUAAUGGAAUUUCAUCAUGUACUACAUAGAAAUGCAUAAUUAUGGAUAUGAAUGUCAUUCUCUUCAUGGUGAUGUAUCCUAAAUAGAUACACAAAGGUAUAAAUAUGCAAUAUCCUCCUUUGCAUAUUUGGGUAUUAUUCUACACACUGGCUAUUAUUUUAAUGCGCUCUGCCCCCAAACAAGACCAAAUUUGGUUGGUUUGGACCAGACCAAAUCUGAACCAAUCAAAUGUUUCAGAAGUUUGGACAUCAAAGUACAGCACAGUAGAGCUCAGUAGAGUACAGUACAGCACAGCACAGCACAGCACAGAACAGAACAGAGUAAAGUUCAAGACAGUAUAAUACAGUAUAUUAUAGUGUACUCAACUCUAGUGUGCUCUACUGUGUACUGUACUGAACUAUAGUCUACUUUCCUUUACUGUACUCUGCUGUGCUGUGCUGUGCUGUACUGUACUGUGCUGUCCAAACUUGUGAACACAACUGUGGAUUGUGACUACUAUGAUUUCCCAUUGUAGCCAAUUCAAUUGCAGAAAUUCUGCUUCCGAUUUUGGUAACGGAAUUUUAAGUUUUAAUUACUUAUUCAUUCAUAAACAAAAUGGAUAUCAGUAAAAAAUACUAUAACUAAUUGAUCAAAUCAAAUCAAAUCAAAUCAAAUCAAAUCAAAUCAAAUUGUAUUGGUCACAUGCGCCGAAUACAACAGGUGCAGACAUUACAGUGAAAUGCUUACUUACAGCCCUUAACUAACAGUGCAUUUAUUUUUAACAAAAAAAGUAAAAAUAAAACAACAAAAAAAAAGUGUUGAGAAAAAAAGUAAAAUAAAAUAACAGUAGGGGGGCUAUAUAUACAGGGGGGUACCGGUGCAGAGUCAAUGUGCGGGGGCACCGGCUAGUUGAGAUAGUUGAAGUAAUAUGUACAUGUGGGUAGAUUUAAAGUGACUAUGCAUAAAUAAUUAACAGAGUAGCAGCAGCGUAAAAAGGAUGGGGUGGGGGGGGCAGUGCAAAUAGUCCGGGUAGCCAUGAUUAGCUGUUCAGGAGUCUUAUGGCUUGGGGGUAGAAGCUGUUGAGAAGUCUUUUGGACCUAGACUUGGCACUCCGGUACCGCUUGCCAUGCGGUAGAAGGGAGAACAGUCUAUGACUAGGGUGGCUGGAGUCUUUGACAAUUUUGAGGGCCUUCCUCUGACACCGCCUGGUAUAGAGGUCCUGGAUGGCAGGAAGCUUGGCCCCAGUGAUGUACUGGGCCGUACGCACUACCCUCUGUAGUGCCUUGCGGUCGGAGGCCAAGCAGUUGCCAUACCAGGCGGUGAUGCAACCAGUCAGGAUGCUCUCGAUGGUGCAGCUGUAGAAUUUUUUGAGGAUCUGAGGACCCAUGCCAAAUCUUUUCAGUCUCCUGAGGGGGAAUAGGCUUUGUCGUGCCCUCUUCACGACUGUCUUGGUGUGUUUGGACCAUGAUAGUUCGUUGGUGAUGUGGACACCAAGGAACUUGAAGCUCUCAACCUGUUCCACUACAGCCCCGUCGAUGAGAAUGGGGGCGUGCUCAGUCCUCUUUUUUUUCCUGUAGUCCACAAUCAUCUCCUUUGUCUUGGUCACAUUGAGGGAGAGGUUGUUGUCCUGGCACCACACGGCCAGGUCUCUGACCUCCUCCCUAUAGGCUGUCUCAUCGUUGUCGGUGAUCAGGCCUACCACUGUUGUGUCGUCGGCAAACUUAAUGAUGGUGUUGGAGUCGUGCCUGGCCAUGCAGUCAUGGGUGAACAGAGAGUACAGGAGGGGACUGAGCACGCACCCCUGAGGGGCCCCCGUGUUGAGGAUCAGUGUGGCAGAUGUGUUGUUACCUACCCUUACCACCUGGGGGCGGCCCGUCAGGAAGUCCAGGAUCCAGUUGCAGAGGGAGGUGUUUAGUCCCAGGAUCCUUAGCUUAGUGAUGAGCUUAGAGGGCACUAUGGUGUUGAAUGCUGAGCUGUAGUCAAUUAAUAGCAUUCUCACGUAGCUAUUACUUCUGCAAACUUUCAUUAUCCUCCCUCGUCAUGAGGGAGAGAAAUUGGAAAAUAUCAUAAAGAUACGUUUCUUAAAUUUACAGAAGGCUGAACAUUUUCUCUAAAAAUAAAAAUACUGUAAGUAUUGAUAUUAGUUGGUAGGGGUCUUUACUUCAGCAAUACUGUGUUUUGAUGUAUUUCUAAUGCCUUUUAAGACUUUUUCUGGUAGAGGUUUUCUAAGACCCCUUUUCCAUCUGUUUGACCAGAAAUCAAAGCCUUUGCUUACUCCUAAUUUUUAGGCUGGAAAAUGGUUGAAAAUCUACACAACAUAGACUCAGCUUUCAUUUGAGACCCAAUUCGACAUGUUCCUACGAACUUCACGUUGGUGCUAAUGGGUCCUUUUACAUGGAAAUUACCUAAUUUGCUUUCAUUUACAUGCAUGUACUGCCUAUCUUCUACCCUCAGUUCCAGUGAAGACUGUUUGUAGGCUACACUGAGAAUUCACCCAAAAGCCUUUUUCUUGUGCACAGGCAACUCCCAGCCCAAGUUUGCUCUAUAACUUAAUAUGACUCCAAUCAAAUGAAAGAGUGUACGUUAUAGAACACCUUGCCUGGUAAUUCAUAGAAGUCCAUAAUUUACAUAAACUGUUAAAUAGGCAGUUGAAUAAAUGCAUUGUUUUGCUCCAUAACUCAUACCUGGGAUAUGAGCAGAUUCCUACUAAGGUUUAAUAUGUGGUGGGUAUAUUAUUGAAUGUCAUCACUCCAUACAUGAUUGAAUUGCUAUAUGAUUUACAGGCAGUGUACUCUAACCGUACAGUUCAUGUCUAACUCAUUGGUUUUCAUGAUUCAGAGGCAGGGAGGGAUAUCUAGAGGUGGGGGGUGGGGGGGCUAGGGCAGUACGGGGACCAGCUAGGGCAGUGGGGGGGGGGCAGCUAGGGCAGUAUGGGGGGCAGCUAGGGCAGUAGGGGGCAGCUAGGGCAGUAAGGGGGAAGCUAGGGUAGUAUGGGGGGCAGCUAGGGCAGUACGGGGGGCAGCUAGGGCAGUAUGGGGACCAGCUAGGGCAGUGGGGGGGGGGGCAGCUAGGGCAGUAUGGGGGGCAGCUAGGGCAGUAUGGGGGGCAGCUAGGGCAGUAUGGUGGGGCAGCUAGGGCAGUACGGGGACCAGCUAGGGCAGUGGGGGGGGGGGCAGCUAGGGCAGUAUGGGGGGCAGCUAGGGCAGUAUGGGGGGGCAGCUAGGGCAGUACAGGGACCAGCUAGGACAGUGGGGGGGGGGGCAGCUAGGGCAGUAUGGGGGGCAGCUAGGGCAGUAGGGGGCAGCUAGGGCAGUAAGGGGGAAGCUAGGGUAGUAUGGGGGGCAUCUAGGGCAGUAUGGGGGGGCAGCUAGGGCAGUAGGGGGGCAGCUAGGGCAGUAAGGGGGGCAGCUAGGGCAGUAAGGGGGGCAGCUAGGGCAGUAGGGGGCAGCUAGGGCAGUAGGGGGAAGCUAGGGUAGUAUGGGGGCAGCUAGGGCAGUAUGGGGGGCAGCUAGGGCAGUAGGGGGCAGCUAGGGCAGUAAGGAGGGGGCAGCUAGGGCAGCAUGGGGGGGGGGCAGCUAGGGCAGUAGGGGGCAGCUAGGGCAGUAUGGGGGGCCAGCUAGGAAUAAAACACUGGUCUGGAGUGAGGUCUAGAGUUGUUGUUGUAAUGAAUCAACUUGGCAGGUGUCAAGGCUCAAGGGCUUUGCAUACAUCCGGAGCCAGCUGAUGUGCUGUCAAACCAGGGUGGACUUCCCUGUGUGUGUGUGUGUGUGUGUGUGUGUGUAUGUGUGUGUGUGUGUGUGUGCGUGCGUGUUAUAACAUGCGUAUAAGCAUGUAUGCGCGUGUUACAUGUGCUAUAGGAUUCAACAUCAUAUUAGUACACAUAAGCACACAUGUUCCUCUGUACGAGAAUGUGCCCUUUUUUGCUAUAUCACUCUAUCGUGGAGAGAACACUAAAGACAGAUCGUCCCCCUACAUCACACCCCCCUCCCCUCCACACACACCCUUACCCGACACCCACGGACCCACCCCCUCUUCAUCUAAUGCUGAGUGUGCAUAGCAAAUCUCUGAUGUGCCAAACGUCCUACUCUGGCUGCAUUCCGAGCAGGCUGGUUGGUAUGCAGGGAACCCUGUACAUCUAGAUCUACAGAUGAAGACGUUAAGUGCGGCUGUAGAACUAUCACGGCCCAGUCUGCACCAGGGGACAGCCUGUCCCAGUAUUAAUAGAUUAGAAACUAUUAAACUAUACCAGUGUCAGAUGUCAAUCACCUAUAAGGGUGGCACUUGCAGGUAUGUGUGUAUGUGGGUGUUUGUGUGUGUGUGUGUGUGUUCCUGUGUGCACCUGCAUGCGUGUGUGUGUGUGUGUGUGUGCACGCGUCACACCCACCAUGCUCGGUCUGGAUUAAUAUUCUAUGAACAACCUAUAUGUUACAUAAUGAUGCAGUGCUGAUAGUGUUAAGUGCUGAAGCUGAAGCAGUUUAGCAUCUAAACUACAGACAUCUGCAGGAUAUACUGUAAGUGGUUCCAAUAACAAGGUGCUUAAAGGGAAGCCUUGGCUCAACUCUGUUCACUCUCCCUAUUCAAAUUUACAUUGAGCAGCUCUCCUCUGCACUUUGCAUAUCACUUUGCAAAUUUCCCAGUGGCCAGUGGGGUGGUGGGUGGAUGUGUAAAUGUGCAUCUGUGGAUUCGUGUUCUGUAGAUGAGCGUGUGUACGAGUGUGCGCCUGCGAAUGCAUGCCAGUCUGUAUUUGAGUGCAUGAAAACAUUAUUAGGAUGCAGCCUACCUGUGGGUUUGGAUUUUCUCACAAGUGUGUGAAUUUACUUUGAGCAUGUUUGUGUACACAUGCGUGUAUGACAUUUUAGGGCACCUCUGAGAAACUGACGGUCAUGUUCUUUUCUGCUCCACUGAGGAGACAGGUGAUAGGUUAUCAGAGAGCCAAGAUGACUCCCCAGACUGUACAUAGGUGGGAGUCAAUCCAAGUUUCCAUUACAGAACCUCAUACAAAGGACCUUUGUCACUAAAGCCCCCUAAAGGCAGUUUGGUUGCCAGGUACAGCACAUCAAGACUGAGUAGAGACAGUAAAUAUUACAAAGUCGCAGCUCCUCCACCUGAAUUCAAGGCUAGAAUUUGACAGCAUAUUCAUUUCCAUGGUUACUCUAGACACUGUACAUACUGUAUGUCAAAGUAAUUUGCUAUUAGUUUUAUUAGGCCUAGUUUAACAAAUAGCAUGCAAUGCAGGUUCUCAUUCUCACCUUUGACCCCCCUUUCUCUAGUACACUCUUAGAGCCUCUUCACACAUACUAGACAUUUCGUAAAAAUACCUUUGGCUACACAUAUUACUCAAAUGUAAACUUGCGUACUUGCUACGUCUCGACCGCUAUCACCGGAGGUAGCGCACGACACUCGCCUGACAGUUGCUCCCCUUGAAGCAGGGUUGUAUGAACAGAAUUGUCUCAUUGAGCCAACACUCCUACAGUAUAAAUGGUAAUAGCAGAGCAAUGUUUUUGAAUAGGUGAAAUGUAUAGACAUUUUCCUAAUAUUUGAUACUUUUAAAAAUUGAGUUUUUACCUGAAAUUGCAGGUAACAACCUGUUAAACUCUGAAAUUGUCGCUGUACUGAGCCAUGUAAAACUAUGGAAGGCCAUCCCCACCACCAACAUUUUUUAGAUCAUACAAAUAGAAUAUGUUUUUUCAUUUGAUGGGACCAGAUUAUUUUUCUAAUCAGGUCAUAUGGUAAAAAAAGAACAACUCCUGGAAAAACUCCUGUCCCUAGGGAGGAUGAAAACAUGAAAACCCUUUACACAGACAAAGAGACCACAACUGCGAUUGGACAAAAACUAAGCUCGCUGUAUGCAGGGUUGCAUCAUGUAGGCCUUUUUGCAUCUGUAAUUGAAAAGAUACUCAUACAGUAUGUCAUCACUAUUGUGUUGAUUGAUUCAUUCCAGUCAAUCAUUUUGGAUUAAAAAGACCUAGGUAGCCUAGUCACCCGAAGUGUGAAAAUAAACCAAAUUUGAUCACGUUAAUAUUUUCUCUGAACACAAAUAAAUUGCCUAUUUUAGGCUAUUAAUACAUAGCUUAGGCUAUAAAAACAUGACGUUACAUUUCCCCUGGCCAGGCCCAGAUGGGAUCAGAUCGCAUAGGCUUCUCCAGGCUACCUGCAGCUGUGGUUGAUAUCAGUAGGCUACAGUUGAUCAGACUGAAGCACAGACUAAUUGUGCACGUUGACAAAUCACGAGGCAAGUUAUUUAAUAUAAUUUUUUGGGUGGCGGGUAUGGGCAGUGGUGUAGUGGAGGGUAUAUAGUGGGUAUAUAGGCCGUAUACCCACUUUUUUUCAGUUAGCAUUGUGUAUACUCACUUCUUAAUCCCCACUGAGGCGUAUCAAAGUAGUGUAGUGGAGAUAUACGCCAUAUCAAUUAAUACGGCUGAUGGAACAGAUCAGAAUGUUUAGCUUAAAAUGUUAACAAACUAUUAUUUCUUAUUUUAAGCACAGCAUUGUGCACAUGGUGGUAGGUAUACGCGCGAAGGUUCCAAAAUGCAAUUUGGGGGAAAACAUGUUCUAAAAUGCGCACCACACAUGCGACCUGUUUAAUGGACAGAGAUAUAAAUAUCCAUUAGAAAAUUGCAAAAUGGGGAGAUCUAAAGAUGCAACAACUAUCAUGGGUUGCUAAUAUGACUUCCCACUGGGCACACACUGGUUGAAACAACGUUGUUUACAUGCCAUUUCAAUGAAAUUACAUUGAACCAACUUGCAACAAACUUUGAAUUCAUGUCUGUCCCCAGUGGGUAGGAUAAUGCCUUUAGCUGCUAGACAAUGAAAGAAGGAUGAUUUGAAAACCAAUAGAACAGUCAGGAGAGCGCAUAUGAGGAAGUGUUUUUAAAUAUUUCCCUCAACAUUUCUAUGGUCGGAUUUUGGCUUGGCAUGCCUCAUAAUAUGAAGCAAAACAUCCAGGUUUCAAACAACUAAGGAACAGGAAAAAUAUAGCUAGAUGCUGAUAGGCCUAACCGUCUUCUGGUAGCUGGAACGGCUCCCAAAUACCUACAUUUUAUGUUAACUAGCUACAAAGUAGCCUAUGCCUACCUGGCAGAAUGAUAUCAUAAUUAUUUGCAUAAAUAAAUUUGUUUUGCAAACUCCAUCUCAUGUGUGCUACAGAAAUACUGGUAACCAAACAACAGUGCUAGGUGCCUGCACACUUGAAUUAAAAAUAUUUAUAUUUUCUUAGAUUUUCCCAGACCUCAAAGGUGGUCUCCUGAUGUGGUUUAAGCAUUGUUGUGGACAUAGAACAUCCAAACCUGUGAAUUUCUGACUCAGUUGACAGUCUAAUUUAUCUGUCUCAAUAAUAGACCUACUAUUAGCCUACUGCACAGUACAGCUUGGGUUGGCCUGACUGUGAAAGACCAAUAUUGGAUUUAUCAUUUUAGGUCAUUCAGAGUACAUUUUAGCAAAAUUUGAGUAUACCCACUUCUCCAGGCACCACUACAUCACUGGGUAUGGGCUUCCAUAUAAAACAGCUCGUUGCGGUGAAUUCACUUAUACUUAGGUUUUCACUCGCAAUUUGCUUUUACCACAUGUAAUGAUUUGCAUGAUAUUGAUCAAAAUGAAUCCUGGUUUGUUGUAAUGUUGUACGGUAGGCCUACUGUUCUUUUGUAUUCGUAUGAGAGGGUUAUUCGUUCAUUUUUGAUAGGCUAACGUUACUUGAUGAAGACAUGCUGUUCUAGCAACGAACUCUGUGCUUUUGCCUUGAAGCUAAAAUGUAAUGAGUGUAGCCCACAGACGAGAAAAUAAACCUUUUAAUUGUCUGCACAUACAUGCUUGUGAAUUGUUACAUUAUUCAAGAAUGUAUUAUGGUUUGGUUGCAUUAUUCAAUAGUGCAAUAUGUUUUAGAAGAAACGUUUCUGUCAUUGUUGAAAAGUCUGUGCUUACUCUACUGGCUAGUUGCUACUCUGAUAUUUCAUUUGAGCUGUGGAUCAAGAAUGUCGCGUUGCCAGCCACAAUGAAAGGUAAGUUAAGAAUGUAAUGUGAAUUGAAAAGUAGAAUUCUCGUUCGCCACGCCACUCUUCAGGCUCUCCUUCAUAUCUCGCCUUAGAAAAAAAGGCCCUAAAAGGGUUCUUCGGCUGUCCACAUAGGAGAACCUUCUGAAGAACCCUUUUUGGUUUCAGGUAGAACAAUUUUGGGUUCCAUGUUACAUGUAGAACCCUUUCCACAUAGGGGACAUCUGAGGAACCCUUUCCACAUGUGGGGACAUCUGAAGAACCCUUUUGGAACCCUUUUUUCUAAGAGUGUAUAUCCCUUUGGGGGAAUGUCACCUCUAACACGCCGACUAUUCCCUUUUCCCCAACUGCCAAACUGCCAUAUGUAGAUCAGAGACAGAUAAGAGCUAACUGCCCUGACUGAUCCUCCUGAGUGGGCCUCUGUUAAACAUAGCAGCUUACAAUAAUUAACCAGAAGGAAGCGAUAUGCUCCCAGGCUACUUGACAUGGCAGCCUGGACCACACUUCUUGAGGCCUCCUGAUAGCCGAGAUAGACAGUGUCCUUAGAGAGUUACGGAUCUAGAGCUGAUUAGUCUAUUUAAAGUGAAUGAUACAAUUGGAAGUGUAGCCUAAUGUCUGAGUGUCCCGUUUACUUGGUUAUGACAAUGAGAGCAAUUUGAUACUAUAAGCAAUCACACCAGUGAAACAAGAUGGUGUUUCAAUGGCAGUGGUACUUUAUGGGGCAUGGCUGUGUAUGUUUGUGUCCCUGUGUAGGAGCAUGUGUCCUGUAUAUGUGAGGAAGGAGAGUAGGGUGGAGGUCUAAUCAAUAGAAUCUAAUUAGAGAUUAGUGCAGUUUGUCCCAUCACUACUGUCUUUGAACAUAGAACUCUUAAAGUGACAGGUGGUCCUAUCAAUGUAAUGGUAAAUGUGUCUACAGUACUGUAGUAUGUACAGGUAUGCAUAUACAGUAUAUAUAUAUUUUUUUUACAGAUAAUUACUUAGGGUAUUUUCCAGAUUUUGACCACAUACACAGAUGCACGUCUCACAUAUGUAAAUCUAGCUUCAUGAUAUAAAUGAGAAAGAAAUUACAUGUGACUUAGAUCCCAUAAUGCCCCUACUGUACAGAUAAACUACAGUACAACUCUAGUAGGUUUCUCCUCUGCAUGCCCCUGUACAGGACUAGCCAUCAGGCAACUCUAAUCCCAGUUUAUUGAUCCAACAUAAUUUAUCAAGCCUGAUUUAUCAGAGCGCUGGCUGUACCAUUGAUUUAGGAUGCUGUUUGCUAUUAGUUGUGCACCCAUUCCCCCCAUCCCCCGUGUGUGACACAAAUUACUUUUAACUGACUGAGCUGAUGUGUAGAUAGCGGUUACAAAACUUGGGGUCGCUUCAAGACACCAAGUAGCUAGCUAGAAACAAUGGGGGAUUAAUCAAAACCAAAAAGGUCAAUAGCCUUCAGCAUUAGCUCAUGUCUGACUACUUGUGUGAGUUGUGCCACUGAGACCACAGGCUUUCCUGACUGUUGUCUGGGCUUGUCUGGGCUUGUCCAGGAAGUUUUUGUAUGUAAAGGAAACAAGUAUCAAUCCUGAGAGAAACAUGUAUUGCUUUGGAGGCUACUUAAAAGUUAACAGAGUGACCUUGUGAAGUACAAAAUGUCUCUAGUGGUGUGGGCUGACGUUUAAACAGAGUUACAGAAACGUACAGACCACAGGAGGAGGAGGAGGAGGAGGAGGAGGAGGAGGAGGAGGAAGGGGAGGAAGAAGAGGGGAACGAGGAGGAGGAGUGGGUUGGUGAGGUAAAGAGAUAGAUAUGUGAGUCUCUUGUCGCCUAGCCCAGCUUCACUGGGUGGCAGGGCUGUGUUGGGCUAUAAUUAGUACAGCAAGAUGCGUGUGUGAGGAGCGAGGUGUUUUGGUUGGGGCGGGCAGUUGAAGCCAUAGGCCCAACAAUAAUACAUGACAGUGUGGGUAUGUUAAUGAACAUGGAGUCUAUGGGGAGGUGUGCGUGCGUGCAUGUGUGCGUGUGUCUCGGGGUGAAGGAUCCCAUCUGCCUCUCAUUCAUAACUCUCACUGUCACCAGAGGUAAUGUUGGGAGUUAGAAAGAGUCCGCAAGAGACUGUGGCCUGUCAGCGGACAGUUCCACCGUCUGCAAUUCAUUAUCAUGCACAUAACUUGACUUGUCAUGGCAGAUGCCAACCUCACGCUGACGAAGGCUGCCGCCAAAACGUGUCCGUUUGUUCUGACCUCUGCUGCUGAAGAAAUACAUGAAAACAUAAUGAAUAUUUCAGUGAAUGCAGGUUUUUCCAUUCUUCAAGUAGAUGCCAACCUCACCAACAAGAACCGGUUGGCUCUGCUCAGAGAAGGAUAAAGUAUUCCAGCCUGAUCCCAGAUCUGUUUGGUCACUCAAUGGUCAUUGUGACUAACAGCACAAACUGAUCUGGGACCAGGCUAGAAGUAGUGGUAGGAGUAUUCCUGGUCACCUGCUAUUGUGACUGCAAAGUAAAGGCUUAGUCUAGGUAGCGUGAAAUAGGAAGUUUAUGCAAGAGUAGAGGUAAUGUGUUGGAGAUGGAGAACCAGUUUACAGUAAAUACUGUUUAACAAAACAAAUGAAAUAGUUAAGCACCUAUGUAACCGCAAUGAACAAUGAUUCCUUUAUGAAUGGGUACUAUGUUGUCUUUCACCUUGUCUAACUACUUAAAGUAAAGCUUUGUGUUGACACUGUUUCUGUUCUGUACUGUAGGCAGUAAAACAACAACACAUUAAGUCAUGGCUUUUGAGGUUCGAUAUCAGUGUGAAUGGGGACUGUUUCACGUCUGACUUCAUUCUAAAAGUCGGCUUACAAUCUGUUUAUAAACACCUAUAAUGUAAACAGUUUUUACGUUUAAAUACACUGUUCAUCCUUUUACAUGAGUGAAUACAUACAAUAAACCAUAGGCUUUAUACAUGUACAGUCGUGGUCAAAAGUUUUGAGAAAGUUCGCUGCUUCAGUGUUAUGAGAUAUUUUUGUCAGAUGUUACUAUGGUAUACUGAAGUAUAAUUACAUUUACAUUUUACAUUUUAGUCAUUUAGCAGACACUCUUAUCCAGAGCGACUUACAGUUAGUGAGUGCAUACAUUUUCGUACUGGUCCCCGUGGGAAACGAACCCACAACCCUGGCGUUGCAAGCACCAUACUCUACCAACUAAUUACAAGCAUUCCAUAAGUGUCAAAGGCUUUUAUAAAAAAUUACAUUAAGUUAAUGCAAAGAGUCAAUAUCUGCAUUGUUGACCCUUCUUUUUCAAGACCUCUGCAAUCCGCCCUGGCAUGCUGUCAAUUAACUUCUGGGCCACAUCCUGACUGAUGGCAGCCCAUUCUUGCAUAAUCAAUGAUUGGAGUUUGUCAGAAUUUGUGGGUUUUUGUUUGUCCACCCGCCUCUUGAGGAUCGACCACAAGUUCUUAAUGGGAUUAAGGUCUGGGGAGUUUCCUGGCCAUGGACCCAAAAUGUCGACGUUUUGUUCCCUGAGCCACUUAGUUAUCACUUUUGCCUUAUGGCAAGGUGCUCCAUCAUGCACCUGUUCUUGUAUGGCUGGGAGAAGUUGCUCUCUGAGGAUGUGUUGGUACCAUUCUUUAUUCAUGGCUGUGUUCUUAGGCAAAAUUGUGAGUGAGCCCACUCCCUUGGCUGAGAAGCAACCCCACACAUGAAUGGUCUCAGGAUGCUUUAAUGUUGGCAUGAUACAGGACUGAUGGUAGCGCUCACCUUGUCUUCUCCGGACAAGGUGUUUUCCGGAUGCCCCAAACAAUCGGAAAGGGGAUUCAUCAGAGAAAAUGACUUUACCCCAGUCCUCAGCAGUCAAAUCCCUGUACCUUUUGCAGAAUAUCAGUCUGUCCCUGAUGUUUUUCCAUGAGAGAAGUUGCUUCUUUGCUGCCCUUCUUGACACCAGGCCCUCCUCCAAAAGUCUUCACCUCACUGUGCAUGCAGUUGCACUCACACCUGCCUGCUGCCAUUCCUGAGCAAGCUCUGCACUGGUGGUGCCCCAAUCCUGCAGCUGAAUCAACUUUAGGAGACGGUCCUGGCGCUUGCUGGACUUUCUUGGGCGCCCUGACGCCUUCUUCACAACAAUUGAACCUCUCUCCUUGAAGUUCUUGAUGAUCCGAUAAAUGGUUGAUUUAGGUGCAAUCUUACUAGCAGCAAUAUCCUUGCCUGUGAAGCCCUUUUUGUGCAAAGCAAUGAUGAUGGCACGUGUUUCCUUGCAGGUAACCAUGGUUAACAGAGGAAGAACAAUGAUUUCAAGCACCACCCUCCUGUUAAAGCUUCCAGUCUGUUAUUCUAACUCAAUCAGCAUGACAGAGUGAUCUCCAGCCUUGUCCUCGUCAACACUCUCACCUGUGUUAACGAGAGAAUCACUGACAUGAUGGCAGCUGGUCCUUUUGUGGCAGGGCUGAAAUGCAGUGGAAAAGUUUUUUUGGGAUUAAGUUAAUUUUCAUAGCAAAGAGGGACUUUGCAAUUAAUUGCAAUUAAUCUGAUCACUCUUCAUGACAUUCCGGAGUAUAUGCAAAUUGACAUCAUCAAAACUGAGGCAGCAGACUUUGUGAAAAUUAGUAUUUGUGUCAUUCUCAAAACUUUUGACCACGACUGUAGUAUGGUGAACAAUGUAAUAAUGUUUACAUGCAGACCAUCUCUGUAGCUCUGUAGCUACCUGACUCUCCAAUACCUUUUAAAAAAUGUGUGUGAGUGAAAGUUCUGACAAGAUGACGUCAGAAUUAUGUCACCUAUCGUCACUGUCUGACGAAAACCUCGUAACUAAAUCUUUGCCCUUUUGUUUUAUUUUGUAUUUAUUGAAAGCAGUAACUUCCCUCAAUAUAUUCGGAACAUUUCAUGACUAGGACCAAGAAAAUGUGUUCAAAAUAGCUUCUAAAGUUUCCUAAAUGUGUGAUCGUUAAUAGGAAAAUAUGAGAAUUUAUUCAAUUUCCUGAAAAGUUUCUGUUUUGGAGAUUAGAUUUCCAUCAGACAGUGAUGCAUACUCUCUCUAACUGUUCCCCCUUCCCCUGUCUCUCCAUACCACCCUCUUAAAAAAUCCAGUUAGACCUAUAACCAAGUCUGUUUAGAAAUGCACACUCUCCCAUGUUGUGGCAACAGCACCAGGCCCCCGGGUGUAACAGGAACACUAUCUGGCAGCAGUUAGGGUCGCCUGUCGGUAGUGAAAUUGACCUCUGAGUCACAGGGGUCGUGACAGGGGCGACUGUAUAGGAGCAGGAUUGUCCCCGCCGAGUGAUGCUUAAUGAAAUCAUUGAGGUGCUGAUGCAUUAUUGACGAGCUUGUCAUAGCAACUGGCUGCACUGUGCAUUCAAGGGACAUUGUGUGCCUGUCUAUUCACAUGGCCUAUUCAUAUGGUCAGGAUUUUCAGGUGACUCAUACCAUCUAUGAUUUGCAGUGUUCACAAAUACAUACAGGUAACUGCCAAAAUAAUGGAAACACUUGCGUAAAUGAAGGAUACAAAGUAUAUUUAAAGCAGGUGCUUCCACACAGGUCUAGUUCCUGAGUUAAUUAAGCAGUUAACAUCCCAUCAUGCUAAGGGUCAUGUAUAAAACUGCUGGGCAGGCCAUUAUUUUGUCGACCUUGGCUAUGCCUCCAUAGGAUGACAAUACCCCCAUCCACAGGGCACGAGUGGUCACUGAAUGUUUUGAUUAGCAUGAAAACGAUGUAAACCAUAUGCCAUGGCCGUCUCAGUCACAUUUACUUCAUUUAGCAGAUGCUCUUAUCCAGAGCGACUUACAGACAACCACAUAUCAAAAGGUAUAGUUAGUACACUUUUCCUCAAUAAAGUAAUUAUUAGCAAAGUCAGAGCUAGAAAAAGGGGGGUGGCGAUUGUCAAGUGCAAGUGUUGGUUCUGGAUGGGGAUUGUUUACAAUAUUCUUUGAAGAGGUACGGUUUCAGGUGCUUUCGGAAGAUGGGCAGGGGCUCUGCUGUCCUAGCUUCAGGGGGAAGCUGGUUCAACCAUUGGGGUGCCAGGACAGAGAAGAGCUUGGACUUGGCUGAGCGGGAGCUGCCCUACCAUAGGGGUGGGAGGGCCAAGAGACCAGAGGUGGCAGAAUGGAGUGCUCGGGUUGGGGUGUAGGGUUUAAGCAUAGCAUGAAGGUAGGGAGGGGCAGUUCCUCUUGCUGCUUCGUAGGCAAGCACCAUGGUUUUGUAGUGGAUGGGAGCUUCGACUGUAAGCCAGUGGAGUGUGCGGAGGAGCGGGGUGACAUGGGAGAACUUGGGAAGGUUGAAAACCAGGCAAGCUGCAGCGUUCUGGUUAAGUUGCAGGGGUUUGAUGGUACUAGCGGGGAGCCCAGUCAACAGCGAGUUGCAGUAGUUCAGACGGGAGAUGACAAGUGCCUGGAUUAGAAUCUGCGCCACUUCCUGUGUGAGGAAAGGUCGUACUCUAUGGAUGUUGCAGAGUAUGAACCUGCUGGAGCGAGUCACUGCUUUGAUGAUUGCAAAGAACGACAGGGUGUUGCCCAGGGUUACGCCAAGGUUCUUUGCACUCUGGGAGGGCAACACUGGAGUUGUCAACCAUGGAGAGGUCUUUGAGCGGGCAGGCCUUCCCCGGGAGGAAGAGCAGCUCCGUUUUGUUGAGGUUGAGGUUGAGGUGGUGGGCCAACAUCCAAGCUAAGAUAUCUGCCAGGCACGCACAGAUGUGUGUCGCCACUUCAGUGUCAGAAGAGGGGAAGGACAAAAAUAGUUGUGUCAUCCGCAUAGCAAUGAUGGGAGACCGUCUGAGGAUAUGACGGAGCCAAGUGACUUGGUGUAUAGAGAGAAGAGGAGAGGGCCUAGAACAGACCCCUGGGGGACAGAUCCUCUCCACGUCACCUGGUAGGAGCGGCAUGCCAGGUAGGAUGCAAUCCAAGAGAGUGCAGAGCCUGAGACGCCCUGCCCUGAGAGGGUGGAGAGGUGGAUCUGAUGGUUCACAGUGUUGAAGGCAGCAGAUAAAUCUAGGAAGAUGAAAACAGGAGAGAGCGUCAGCUUUAGCAGUGCGGAGAGCCUCCGUGACACAAAGAGCAGUCUCGGUUAAAUGACCGUCUUGUAGCUUGACUGGUUAGGGUCAAGAAGAUAGUUCUGAGAGAGAUAAUGAGAGAGUUGAUCAGCGACAGCACACUCAAGUGUUUUGGAAUGAAAAGAAAGGGAUACAGAUAUAAGGUCUCCAGAGAUGGUCUGGAGAAGGGAGGAGGGGACGGGGUCGAGCGGGCAGGUUGUCGGGCGGCCAGACCUCACUAGACCUCACUAGUUACAUGAUUUUAUCUGGAGAGAGACGGGAGAAAGAGGUCAAGGCGUAGGGUAGUUCUGUGUGAGUGGGACCAGUGGACUCAAUAGGCUGAGUGAAUGAGGAGUGGAUGUAGUCAACCUUCUUUUCAAAGUGGUUGAGAAAGUCGACUGCAGAGAGGGAGAGGAGGAUUAAGGAAGGAGGAGGUGGAAAAGAGUUUCCUAGGGUUAGAGGCAGAAGCUUGAAAUUUAAAGUGAUAGAAAGUGGCUUUAGCAGCAGAUACAGAGGAAGAGAAAGUAGAGAGGGAGGGAAAGGAUAAUAGGGUCCUCUGGAACUUUAGUUUUCCGCAAUUUUUGCUCAGCUCCCCGCAGCCCUGUUCUGUAAACUCACAAUGAUUCACUCAGCCACGGAGCAGGAGGGGAGGGUGAGCCGGCCGGGAGGAAAGGGGACAGUGCGAGUCAUAGGAUGCGGAAAGAGAGGAGAGUAGGGUCGAAGAGCCAGAAUCAGGAGACAGGAGGGGGAAGGAUUUGGUAGAAGGGAGAGAUGAUAGGAUAGAAGAGGAGAGAGUAGUGGGAGAGAGAGAGAGUGAAGAUUGUGACGGCGCAUUACCAUCUAGGUACAGUGCCUUGCAAAAGUAUUCAUCCGCCUUGGCGUUUUUCCUAUUUUGUUACAUUACUACCUGUAAUUGAAAUUGAUUUUUGGACCCUUCCUCUCUUUCCUUCCUCGAACAACUCGGCAGAACAACUUGGCAGAACCUUCUUUGUUUCAGCAACGGUCUUAGUUUAGUUCUGGCUCAUGGUGACCCAAAGCCCUAUUAAGACACUUUAUGUUGGUGUUUCCUUUUUUUCGGCAGUCAGUUACCUGUAUAUCUGCAGCAUAUCAGCAAGCUAAAUGCCACCCAGUCAUUUGUGUCUAGUUUUCAGUUGCAGUAAGAAAAGGUGAUAAGAUACGCUCAUCACAUGAUGUUUUGAAGCACAUCAAGUCAACUCAUCAUAAUUGCUCCAGUAGAAACUGUUGCGACAAAACAUAAUUUGCCAUCAUUGCUUAUCAAAGUUCAUGUUUUGAUCAACACCAUAUGGAAUCAAACUUUUUUCUGACAUAUGAAUCCUCUCUCUCUCUCUCUCUCUCUCUCUCUCUCUCUCUCUCUCUCUCUCUCUCUCUCUCUCUCUCUCUCUCUCUCUCUCUCUCUCUCUCUCUCUCUCUCUCUCUCUCUCUCUCUCUCUCCGUAGAACUCCAUGAAUCUGCCUCCAGACAAGGUGAAGAUCCUGUGUCAGUAUGACAAUGAGAAGAAGUGGGAACUGGUCUGUGAUCAGGUGGGACUCCAACUCCACUGCACCAUACAACACUACCGUACUGUGUCAAUAACACCUACUGUAGAUAACAUUACAGUAACAGGAUGUAAUCAUAGUUCCUAGGGGAACUUCAGAGCAGUGGAGGGAAAAACGACCCAAUUGUCACACUUGACUAAAAGUAACGAUAUCUUAAUUGAAAAUUACUCAACUAAAAGUCAAAGUCACCCAGUAAAAUACUACUUGAGUUGAAGUCUAAAAGUAUUUGAUUUUAAAUAUACUUAAGUAUCAUAAGUAAAUGUUAUUGCUAAAAUGUACUUAAGUAUCAAAAGUAAAAGUAUAAAUUAUUUUAAAAUUCCUUAUAUUAAGCAAACCAGACGCCACUGGUUUUUAAAUGUAUGGAUAUCCAGGGCACACUCCAACACUCAGACAUAAUUUACAAACAAAGGAUUUGUGUUUAGCGAGUCCAUCAGAUCAGAAGCAGUAGGGAUGACCAGGGAUGUUCUCUUGAUAAAUGCGUGAAUUUGACUUAUUUUCCUGUCCUCCUAAGCAUUUAAAAUGUAACGAGUACCUUUGGGUGUUAGGGAAAACUUUUGGAGUAAAAAGUACAUUAUUUUCUUUAGGAAUGUAGAGAAGUAAAAGUAAAAGUAGUCAAACAUUUAAAUAGUAAAGUAAAGUACAGAUACCCCCAAAAACGACUUAAGUAGUACUUUAAACUAUUUUUACUUAAGUAUUUUACACCACUAUUUCAGAGUGAGGUUACAUGAAACAUCUUUAGAGAAUACUACGUUGUAAUGAUUGAAUCCCUGAUUUGCAGACCGUCGUAUAGCAGCAUUGAGUUGUCGUGUUUAAUUUUGUCAGUGUGUCCUUGGUUCUAGGAAAGCACCCCAUUGACACACUAACGCAAUGAGAGUGGUUGUUCACACACACAUGUACGUGCGCACGCAAGAAACAACCACCACACACACACAAACACACACACACACUGUGUCCUGCUGGCAACCUCAUCAAUAUUGUAGGUUGCUGUGGCAACGGUGACGAGGCAGAUAACUUCCUGAGGCUCGGAGGGGAGUGACACACAGGACACCUGUCACUGUCACUGCAGCACAGACCUGCAAUGGUUCAAUGUUGUCCCUUCCCUUAUUCUAGCAGAGUUAGAGCCAUUGUUAUCAAAGGCCCUCUGCCUCAACUCUGACCUGGCAUCAAUUGAUACAGUGGCUUGCGAAAGUAUUCACACCCCUUGGCAUUUUUCCUAUUUUGUUGCGUUGCAACCUGGAAAUCAAAUGGAUUUUUUGGGGCUUUGUAUCAUUUUAUUUACACAACAUGCCUACCACUUUGAAGUUGCAAAAUAUGUUUUAUUGUGAAACAAACAAGAAAUAAGACAAAAAAAUAACAGAAAACUUGAGCGUGCAUAACUCUUCACCCCCCCCCCCCCCCCAAAGUCAAUACUCUGUAGAGCCACCUUUUGCAGCAAUUACAGCUGCAAGUCUCUUGGGGUAUGUCUCUAUAAGCUUGGCACAUCUAGCCACUGGGAUUUUUGCUCAUUCUUCAAGGCAAAACUGCUCCAGCUCCUUCAAGUUGGAUGGGUUCCACUGGUGUACAGCAAUCUUUAAGUCAUACCACAGAUUCUCAAUUGGAUUGAGGUCUGGGCUUUGACUAGGCCAUUCCAAGACAUUUCAAUGUUUCCCCUUAAACCACUCGAGUGUUGCUUUAGCAGUAUGCUUAGGGUCAUUGUCCUGCUGGAAGGUGAACCUCCGUCCCAGUCUCAAAUCUCUGGAAGACUGAAACAGGUUUCCCUCAAGAAUGUCCCUGUAUUUAGCGCCAUCCACCAUUCCUUCAAUUCUGACCAGUUUCCCAGUCCCUGCCGAUGAAAAACAUCCCCACAGCAUGAUGCUGCCACCACCAUGCUUCACUGUGGGGAUGGUGUUCUCGGGGUGAUGAGAGGUGUUGUGUUUUCGCCAGACAUAGCGUUUUCCUUGAUGGCCAGAAAGCUCAAUUUUUGUCUCUUCUGACCAGAGUACCUUCUUCUAUAUGUUUGGGGAGUCUCCCACAUGCCUUUUGGCGAACACCAAAUGUGUUUGCUUAUUUUUCUCAUUAAGCAAUGUCUUUUUUCUGGCCACUCUUCCAUAAAGCCCAGCUCUGUGGAGUGUACGGCUUGAAGUGGUCCUAUGGACAGAUACUCCAAUCUCCGCUGUGGAUUUUUGCAGCUCCUUCAGGGUUAUCUAAACAAGUUAUUUUUUUCAUUUCACUUCACCAAUUUGGACUAUUUUGUGUAUGUCCAUUACCUGAAAUCCAAAUAAAAAUCAAUUUAAAUUACAGGUUGUAAUGCAACAAAAUAGGAAAAAUGCCAAGGGGGAUGAAUACUUUUGCAAGGCACUGUAGAUUGGCAUCCUGACAUGCAUAUACAUGUCCCAACAUUGGUUCAGCCUCAUCAACGGAUAUAUAUCAUUGGUUAUGUUAGCAUAAAUUAAGCAGUGUAAUCAUCAAGGCUGUGAAGUCUCUGUUGAGUUUUGCCCUCUGGUCCCUUUCUCCCACAGUGCACCCAUGCAAUCAACAUAAUUAGAUACAAUCUACCAUCUCUCUCUCUCUCUCUCUCUCUCUCUCUCUCUCUCUCUCUCUCUCUCUCUCUCUCUCUCUCUCUCUCUCUCUCUCUCUCUGUCUCUCUUUGUCUGUCUGUCUGUCUCCUCUGCUUCCUACAGGAACGGUUCCAAGUGAAGAAUCCACCCUCUGCUUACUUGCUGAAGCUCAGAAGUUAUCUUGACCAGGGAGGGGUUAGUCGUAAGGUACUGUACCAUUACAGUCCUGAACGAGGCCAGUCUGGGCUAUGACCCUGCUCAGAUACUUUCAAAAACAUAAUUCCUUGAAGUAAUCACCGAUAUAAAAUGAAUUUGCAAAAGCUAUGUUGUUGUUUGUGUUAUGACAGUUCAAGAGGCGUGUCCAGGAGUCCACACAGGUCUUGAGAGAGCUGGAAAUUUCCCUGAGGACCAAUCAUAUCGGGUAAGACCCACUCCCUUACCCAACUUUUCCACUUACUCCAAUCUAUUGGUCGUUUUUAUAUUUUUUAACCCUUAUUUUACCAGGUAAGUUGACUGAAAACACAUUCUCAUUUACAGCAACGACCUGGGGACUAGUUACAGGGGAGAGGAGGUGGGAUCAAUUAGCUUAUUUAUAAUGAUAAAACCAUUAUAAACUCUACCAACAAAAUGCUAAUCCUGUAAAAGGGCAUUGCGUGAGAGCACUGAAAUACGAUAGAAUUAUUGGAUAUUCAUUAGCAAACCAUAAGAUGCUGGAUUUAGGCUUGCAGGGUCUAGAGUCAGGGUUAGAUGCUAUUGGGCAGCUCCAGUCAGAUGUAAGUAAUUGUUGUUGUUGUAAACUAUGCACCAGAAUUGCUUGUUGUUAAGUGUGGGAAUGAUCUUUCACCGUUUCGUCGAGUGAGAUUGUUGUUUUACUGUUUUACUUGUGGUUACUAUCACCUGGAUAGACCAAAUUUCCAGUUGUGUACUGUGAAAAGGUCCCUAGCGUACUAACAACAGCAUGACUGCUUGGAAAGGGAGGGGUAGGUAUAGAAGGAGGGAGAGAGGGACAAAGAGAGUCAAACGUAUCGUACAUACAUUUGGAAACUACGCUCACAGUUCUCAGAAUACUUAGCACCCUAACCACUGCCCAUUCGGAGAAGAAUUCAUGAAUGUAUUUACGUGUCUGUCUUUGUUCGUCGUCUCUCUGUUGAAACCAAUCACUCCUAUGGGGAAGGUGCCGAUGAGUGUAAGGCUCUUGUUGUCCACCAGAGGUCACAAUGUCCUUAGUUGUCCUGGCUUGGAGUGGAGGGUUCAAAUAGGACAGAUACUCAGAUGCACCCGUGAUUGUCUGAGAUGGGAUGUUCUUCUUCCCACCUAGUGUGGUUAGUCAAAGUUCUAGAUCACUUUACACGUCCAGCUGCAGACUGCCAAUGUUCUGGUCUAGUGAGUGUAUCUUCUUCACCUCGUGUUGAGGUUCAACGUUCCAACCAUUUUCAGACGUGUAGACCACCGUCUCACUUCUUUCUGGUCUAACCAUUUUAAGCUUUCUGGUCUAAUGUGAAUUUCGUUACGAAGUCUUUCUAUUCUCGGGUAAAAAGGGGGCGUUCCAUCACGCCGACACAAUGUCUGUGUUCCCUUGGGGCGUGGUUACUGGCUGGGCAAAAGUUUAUAUGAAAAACAAUGAUCUCAUUAGAAGACUAAAAUCACAUUCCUAUCGUCACCAAAAUACUCUCAUACUUAAUCAUAUAUUUUAUACAUUUAGAUGUAAACUUGACAAAUAGAAUGUGUACACUUUCCAAGUUACAGUUAUUGUGUUACACCAUCCUUAAUGACAUCACAAAAUAAUAAACAAUAUGACAUGAUUAUUCUUUAGAUCCCCACUGACCAUUCUUAACAUUCGGAUGAUAGAAAUAAAUGUUCCAAUGUUCACUUUUUAGGGAAAAAGGUUUUGGCGGCAAAACUCUCUCUCUAGACAAAGGCAUUAUUAUCUCAAUACUAGAGAGCCAGGGAGAGAUUUCUCUCCUGAUUAAAUUUACAACCCAGUGUUAAAGUGUCAAGACCGCCACAGCCCCCAUUCCCCUCUUCAAACAUUUGCCUAGCUGAUGGGUCCUUUGACCCACUGUCAGGAGAGUCAUGACAAUAUUGUUAUGACUGGAUGUUGUAAUGUGUGUCUGAUUGUGGUUGUAGUGACUUUUGCCUGCUGUAAAGUCUGAUUGGUGUAUUGUAUGGGGGUUGUACAGUGUAGAUAAACAUUGUGCAGCUGUGGUUAAUCAAUCAAUCAAUAAAAUGUAUUUAUAAAGCCCUUUUUACAUCAGCAGAUGUCACAAAGUGCUUAUACAGAAACCCAGCCUAAAACCCCAAAGAGCAAGCAAUGCAGAUGUAGAAGCAUGGUGGCUAGCAAAAACCAUUAAUUGUUAAUUGUUUUAAGGUGUGCCAAUUGGGUCUUACUAUCCUUUCCCCCUCCUGUUUCCCAUCCUAUCCUGUUCCCCUCCUCUCCAGCUGGGCUCAGGAGUUCCUCAGUGAGGAGAACCGUGGCCUGGAUGUCCUGGUUGACUAUGUGUCCUUCGCCCAAUGUGCCGUCAAGUGAGUAGCAGUCCUUCACAUCUAUAUAUGGAUAAGACAAUCUGAGAGGAAAAGGCAAGGUUUUGACCUUGGGUGUCCAUCCUGAUGUGGUUCUUUAUGGGGGUUCUGGGUCUUUCCUUCUUUUUCUUGGGACCCAUUAGUAGUGAAAAAUAUCCUAGGGCUUUAGAUUGAACAUUUAACAUAACUUUAAUAUUCCAUAUUGAUAGUAUCGUUUCAUCUCUCCCAUUCAUGUCCAAAUCCCUUAUUCAGAUGUAUGAUCUUAAUUUGACCUAUAUUGUCACAGCAAAAUAAUCCUGCAGCAACAGAAUUUGAAUGUUGCUUGAUAGGUGGUUAAGCUAUUGGAUGGCCAAAAGUAGGCUACAGUGAGGGAAAAAAGUAUUUGAUCCCCUGCUGAUUUUGUACGUUUGCCCACUGACAAAGAAAUGAUCAGUCUAUAAUUUUAAUGGUACGUUUAUUUGAACAGUGAGAGACAGAAUAACAACAAAAAAAUCCAGAAAAACGCAUGUCAAAAAUGUUAUAAAUUGAUUUGCAAUAAAUAAGUAUUUGACCCCCUCUCAAUCAGAAAGAUGUCUGACUCCCAGGUGUCUUUUAUACAGGGAACGAGCUGAGAUUAGAGCACACUCUAAAAGGGAGUGCUCCUAACCUCAGCUUGUUACCUGUAUAAAAGACACCUGUCCACAGAAGCAAUCAAUCAAUUAGAUUCCAAACUCUCCACCAUGGCCAAGACCAAAGAGCUCUCCAAGGAUGUCAGGGACAAGAUUGUAGACGUACACAAGGCUGGAAUGGGCUACAAGACCAUCACCAAGCAGCUUGGUGAGAAGGUGACAACAGUUGGUGCGAUUAUUCGCAAAUGGAAGAAACACAAAAGAACUGUCAAUCUCCCUCAGCCUGGGGCUCCAUGCAAGAUCUCACCUCGUGGAGUUGCAAUGAUCAUGAGAACGGUGAGGAAUCAGCCCAGAACUACACGGGAGGAUCUUGUCAAUGAUCUCAAGGCAGCUGGGAACAUAGUCACCAAGAAAACAAUUUGUAACACACUACGCCGUGAAGGACUGAAAUCCUGCAGUGCCCGCAAGAUCCCCCUGCUCAAGAAAGCACAUAUACAGGGACGUCUGAAGUUUGCCAAUGAACAUCUGAAUGAUUCAGAGGAGAACUGGGUGAAAGUGUUGUGGUCAGAUGAGACCAAAAUGGAGCUCUUUGGCAUCAACUCAACUCGCCGUGUUUGGAGGAGGAGGAAUGCUGCCUAUGACCCCAAGAACACCAUCCCCACCGUCAAACAUGGAGGUGGAAACAUUAUGCUUUGGGGGUGUUUUUCUGCUAAGGAGACAGGACAACUUCACCGCAUCAAAGGGACGAUGGACGGGGCCAUGUACCAUCAAAUCUUGGGUGAGAACCUCCUUCCCUCAGCCAGGGCAUUGAAAAUGGGUCGUGGAUGGGUAUUCCAGCAUGACAAUGACCCAAAACACACGGCCAAGACAACAAAGGAGUGGCUCAAGAAGAAGCACAUUAAGGUCCUGGAGUGGCCUAGCCAGUCUCCAGAGCUUAAUACCAUAGAAAAUCUGUGGAGGGAGCUGAAGGUUCGAGUUGCCAAACAUCAGGCUCGAAACCUUAAUGACUUGGAGAAGAUCUGCAAAGAGAUGUGUGCAAACCUGGUGGCCAACUACAAGAAACGUCUGACCUCUGUGAUUGCCAACAAGGGUUUUGCCACCAAGUACUAAGUCAUGUUUUGCAGAGGGGUCAAAUACUUAUUUCCCUCAUUAAAAUGCAAAUCAAUUUAUAACAUUUUUGACAUGCGUUUUUCUGGAAUUUUUUGUUGUUAUUCUGUCUCUCACUGUUCAAAUAAACCUACCAUUAAAAUUAUAGACUGAUCAUUUCUUUGUCAGUGGGCAAACAUACAAAAUCAGCAGGGGAUCAAAUACUUUUUUCCCUCACUGUACAUGAAAAGUGCAAUACUGUUAAUAUAACGGGUUUUCAGUGAAUGCCGGUUUUCAGUGAAUGUAUGUAAAUUCUCAGCAAUAUAAAAGUGAUCAAAUUAAGAUCCUACAUCUGUACUCUGGACCCUCAGCUAUGACAUGGACAGUUUGGACAACGGGACAGCCACACCGGACAAAUCUGUGGAGGACUUCACGAGGAGUGCCGGUAACUCUCCAAUCCAUGGUGCUUCUAAAGUGGCUCGUUCCUUUACUGUGAGGUGAGUGUCACCAGGAACUGGUGAGAAGUAUGGCGCUGCAAUGAGUGCAUAAAAGUCUGUCUGUUGGAUGGGACCGAGGUUGGACUACACUUGUAGUUCUUGCACCCAAGAUUCAUGGGCGUUACUUGUGAGGAAAGAACAAUGACUCCCAGUCCUCCCGUACCCACACACACACUGUGACACACACACACACCAUGACCACUUCCCCUACCCCAAUGGGAGUUGAUGUGUCUGUAGAUUGAUCUCUGUGGAUGUCUGUGAUUGACGUUACUGCACGGUUGGAUCAGUGCAGCGGGUGUCAGGCUGACACAGACACACACACACUUUUAUCACUACUUUACAGUAUUAUGGGAUGUCGAGGCAGGCCAGCACUUUGAUAUAAGACAGGUCUGACAGAUUCAUUGGAUCAGAUUCAGGGGAUACGAUCCACUCUCUGUCACCCUGCUUCUAUCUCAUUCAAAUGAUAUGGUGGUGUCCCUGUUGAAAUGUUUAAUGAAAACAUGUGGUCCAUGGGCGUUGACGACCGGAUACACUUUGAUGUAGAUUACAUUAUAGCAUGGUUCAAUGACAUUCCUUGCCAUGGAACAAAGCGUAUGCCAUAAUCAAACCUGGGACAAUGCUUCUUCUUAUGUAAUAUAAAUCCUUUGCACUGUGUUUCGAAUUCCCGGAACGAGUGUGAUCUCAGUUUUGUCUGCUUGAAAAUGUUCUCAAAAUGUCUGGGAAAGUUUCUGGUUGGCCGUAACCUUAUGAGAAUCUUGGUGCAGCUGGUACUGCUAAGCACAUACUGUAGCUUAACCUGUCCCGUCAAGGUGGCCUAGUCUGUCCCAAGCUGUCACACACAUACACACACACACACACACACACACACACACACACACACACACACACACACACACACACACACACACACACACACACACACACACACACACACACACACACACACCCACAUACAUACACACACAUACACACACACACACAUACAUACAUACAUACAUACAUACACACACACACACACACACACACACACACACACACACACACACACACACACUCACACACACACACACACACACACACGUAAACAGACAGACAGACACAGACAGACAGAUGCGCACACUCACACACUCACACACGCACACACACACGCACACACACACACAUACACAUGUACACACACAUGUAAACAGACAGACAAACAGAUAAACAUACAGAAAGAUGUGCACAUGCACAUGCACACACACACGUACACACACAUGUAAACAGACAGACAGACAGACAGACAGAUGCGCGCGCGCACACACACACACACAGACACACACACACACACACACCUCUAUCCUCUAUACUCUUUUUCAUCUGGAGGAGCCACAUUCCUGUCACACCAACUGUUUCAUAGGGUAAACGUUGGAAGCAGCCUUCCUCCCUCUCAGCAUUCUAGUCUAUGUUGUAAACAUGUGAGCAAUGUCUGCCUAGGGCAAAACCAUCAGACAUUCCACCUAUCAACAGAUAUCUGGGAGGAUCCAUUUUGGGGCACUGCCUGCCUGUCAUUGAUGCUUCCAAGAGGAGUGUGUAAGAAUCUCGUUUAUCACCUCUGUAGUCUUCUCUUUCUGCCUGUUUUUUCUCUUUCGCUGGUGUCUAUAAUAUCUACUUGCCCCUCUCUCUCUUUCAAUCACUCAGAUGUAAUUUUAACCAAAAAUAUUUCGAAGUGAAUAUUAACAUGACUAUUUACAUGUGGAUCUGGCAAUGGAAGCUUCAUUGCUUCAUUCAUUGAUUGCAUCAUCAUAGACAAAAACGAGUCCCAUUCAGCCUUAAAACACAUUACGUUGUGGGGACAGGGCUAAUUUUAUCUCUUAUGAGUUUUGAAAUACAUACACAUUAUAAACUUGCACAAAUUACACACAGGGUGGACAUUUUAUAGUUAUUCAAAGCCCUCGCAGUUUGAAUAACUAUAAAAUGUCCACCCUGUGUGUAAUUUGUGCAAGUUUAUAAUGUGUAUGUAUUUCAAAACUCAUAAGAGUUGGAGGUGUGUCACUACAGCUAUAAUGUUAUGUAAUAACCUCUUAUUACAUGGUAUUGUUGCGUUAUGCAUUUGUAAUAACAUUAAAUAACAGCUACGUUUCUCACCCGGCAGAUUCAACCCUCUCCACAACAGGAAAGCGAUGAGGAACUCACGCCUCGUCAGUCAGAAAGACGACGUUCACCUCUGCAUCAUGUGUCUACGUGCCAUCAUGAACUACCAGGUACAUACUGCACCUCCCCAUGUAAACCCUACUGAACCUUUAUUCACCUAUAACACUUAGCCAGGUAGGCCUAUCCACCUUUAUCUCUACUGUUAAAACAGCGUGACUCAAUAGAGUUAGCUAGGAGGAGUAACAUUUAUUUCAGCAUCAUUGCUUGGUGUUUUACACACCAAUAACUUUAUGCUUCCCUCCUACGCUGUAAAGCACUGUCCAUCAAAAAAGCGACAGUUGACAGGCUUUGUGUCAGUAUGGAUCAAGUCUACACUGCAGUAUAUGAAGUGUGACUGACGAUGGCGAUGACUGACAACGGUGUGUACGUGUGUGUUUAGUCUGGGUUUAACCUGGUGAUGACCCACCCGUGUUGUGUGAACGAGAUCACCCUCAGCCUCAACAACAGGAACCCCAGGUGAGGACCAGUGUUAUUAGUGUGUGCGUGUGUGUGUGUGUGUGUGUGUGUGUGUGUGUGUGUGUGUGUGUGUGUGUGUGUGUGUGUGUGUAUAAUAUACACUUGUACCCCUCAGGACCAAAGCUUUAGUGCUGGAGCUGUUGGCUGCUGUAUGUCUAGUGAGGGGCGGUCAUGACAUCAUCCUCUCCGCUUUUGACAACUUCAAAGAGGUAAGAGGGGUAUCCAUGACGACAGUCUCUUCACCAACACUUCCUGUCAAACCCUACACCCUUCUGAAGUCUCCCAUCAUGUUGCAUGUCAUACAGCAGGGGUAUUCAACAAAAGCUCCGGAGCCUGCUGGUUUUCUUUUCUACCUGAUAAUUAAUUGCACGCACCUCGUUUCCCAGGUCUAAAUCAGUUCCUUAUUAGAGGGGAACAAUGAAAAAACGCAUUGGAACUGUCUUCGGGGUCCAGAGUUGAGUUUGAGGGUCAUAGAGACUCCCAGUUUCCCAAAUCUCCCAUUGACAUCAACGCACAAAUAAUGACUUAUAUGCAGAGAUCUGAAAAAAGUUAGGAUGUGGCCAUCAGUCGUCUUGAUUUCCUUGUGAACACUGCACACGCCAAGUCAACCUAUCAACCCCCAUCCAAAGAUAUCACCCAACGUCCCCCCUGGCAGCUGUCAUGGCAGUUGUCCGCUAUAAGCAGGAGGGGGUGAAGGUGCAGGAGGGGGUGGGGGCACAAAAAUUCGUAACAGUUGUUGGCGACGUGACAGUUUAACCUUUCUUUGGACUUCUCCCCACUGUCUGUCAAGGGACCAACUGUUGCUAACAGAUAAAGACCCCCGUGGAUAGGGCUAGCCAGACGUUGUGAUGUAGACCUGGGUAUUAUUAGCAAUGGGCAAGGACGGAAAAGCUAGGUCUUAGCAUUAGAUGAACCACUGCAACCUGUGGUAUUUAGGGACAGUUGCCCCUAAGCACUGAUCUGUGGUCAGUUUUGUCUUCGAAGUCCUGAUUAGUAUAAUUAUCCUAGUCCAGUAGUUAUGAGAAACCUCUCCCUAGAGCGGUUAAUUACAUGGACAUUGACCAGAGCAGACUACUUUUUCAGUAGCAAAAGGUGUUCUAUCAAAAUGUCUGACAUUCACUUGUUUCCUCUGACGUAUGUCUGGUGGCAUGAGGAAGUCUCAGAACACAUGGUAUAUCAGCGUUGGUUACUUCCAGUCAGUGGCGAUUUUAGUGCAUGCCAGCAAAGCCACAACACAACACUAAACAAUACAUGAAUUGCACUAUAACGGUGACAAACGGUUAGGGCCUACAUAAAGCUGUCCCAACAGCAGAGCUUUAUUUUCAGCACCAUGGAGUGAAUCCUUACCACCGCUACACCUGGCUAUCAGCGGAGCCUUGUCUGGCAGCGAAACAGUUCAUUCAGCCUAAUUUAAUGCAUUUUUAAAAACCAUAGCUGACAUGGCUGAUUUGCUUAAACAAAUGUGGUUACAACUGACUCCUUGUGGAUUUGUGUAAGUCGAUAAGAACCGCAUUCUCCUUCAAUAAUAACAAACGCCAAAAUUAGUUUUGACUUUUGAACCAUACACAAACAUUAUUACAUUCAUGUUCAGUAAAUUCAUCAUGUUUGUUCUUAUAUCAUCAAUACUGAGCUCUAAAUAUAAGCAAGUGCAAGCAAACAAGCUGCGACACACUAAAAUGGACACCGACACAAAUUCAGAUAGAUGUUACAGUAGUUCAGAUAAAUUCAGCAAGAUGUUGAGGCGUUAACUUUACUAUUUUUUAAGUCACCACACAGAGAGAGAGAGAGAGAGAGAGAGAAAGAGAGACAGACAGACAGAGAGAGAGAGAGAGAGAGAGAGAGAGAGAGAGAGAGAGAAAGAGAGAGACAGACAGACAGACAGACAGACAGACAGACAGACAGACAGACAGACAGACAGACAGACAGACAGACAGACAGACAGACAGACAGACAGACAGACAGACAGACAGACAGACAGACAGACAGACAGACAGACAGAGAGAGAGAGAGAGAGACACUCGGUUAGCCUAUCCAUUUUAAGUAUUUUAUUAAGCCUAAGUGGUCUAAAAAGGAAGGAAAAUACAAUCACAAGGAUUCUCUUUUAUAGACAAUAUACUGACACACAGACAGCGCUUUGCGCAAACAAAACAACCCUCACAAUAUCAACUGGAAUUACAUGGGUCUAUUACUGAACUUUUUGUUGAAAGCAAAUAUAUUCACUGGCAAACAUGGUUACAGACCCAACAACAUUAUAUAGUAUCCCCUCCUCGUGAAGAAAAACGCAUGAGCUACUGUAAUUAUAAUACACAAGGUAAGCAAAACAAUGAAAUCAUUCCAACAUUGCCUAAAAUGAUUAAUAAGAUUCUAAUGAGAUAGACCUCUAUAAGUAAUAGGCCUAUAACAAUUGAGAUGUAUAAACUAUGGCAUAAGGGAACGAUGAGCAGAUAAGAGGCAAGCUGUAAUUUCGAUUAAGACAUUAAUGAGCGAGUAGCCGAUAUACCUAUUUGUUCAGCACUUUUGAAAUGUACAGCGACAGAAUUCAGAACAUGGGCUGUUCUUACAGUUUUCUCCAUGUACAUCAAGUCAGAACCGUAGGAUAAAUUAAAGGGGGCAUAUAAGCAGACAAAGAAAGCUCUUACAAUAUUUGACGAUGACAUUUCUCUAAAACAGGCAAUAGGCUACAUGUGCACCACCAAGUUAGAACAGUAGGCUAAGUUCUGAGGGGGAAAGGGACCAAAUUAUUAGGGUGAAGCACAUGGGCUACUAACAGCUUACUACACAACAUACACUUAGUAUUACUUUCUUAGCUACAGUAUACAUACAGUGGCUUGCGAAAGUAUUCACCCCCCUUGGCAUUUUUCCUAUUUUGUUGCUUUACAACCUGGAAUUAUAAUCGAUUUUUGGUGGGUUUGUCACAUUUGAUUUACACAAUAUGCCUACCACUUUGAAGAUGCUAAAUAUUUUUUAUUGUGAAACAAACAAGAAAUAAGACAAAAAAAUACAGAAAACUUACAUAACUAUAACUAUUCACCCCCGCCCAAAGUCAAUACUUUGUAGAGCCAUCUUUCGCAGAAAUUACAGCUGCAAGUCUCUUGGGGUAUGUCUCUAUAAGCUUGGCACAUCUAGCCACAGGGAUUUUUGCUCAUUCUUCAAGGCAAAACUGCUCCAGCUCCUUCAAGUUGGAUGGGUUCCGCUGGUGUACAGCAAUCUUUAAGUCAUACCACAGAUUCUCAAUUGGAUUGAGGUCUGGGCUUUGACUAGGCCAUUCCAAGACAUUUCAAUGUUUCCCCUUAAACCACUCAAGUGUUGCUUUAGCAGUAUGCUUAGGGUCAUUGUCCUGCUGGAAGGUGAACCUCUGUCCCAGUCUCAAAUCUCUGGAAGACCCAAACAGGUUUCCCUCAAGAAUUCCCCUGUAUUUAGCGCCAUCCAUCAUUCCUUAAAUUCUGACCAGUUUCCCAGUCCAUGCCAAUGAAAAACAUCCCCACAGCAUGAUGCUCCCACCACCAUGCUUCACUGUGGGGAUGGUGUUCUCGGGUGAUGAGGAGUUGGGUUUGCGCCAGACAUAGCGUUUUCCUUGAUGGCCAAAAAGCUCAAUUUUACUCUCAUCUGACCAGAGUACCUUCUUCCAUAUGUUUGGGGAGUCUCCCACAUGGCUUUUGGCGAACACCAAACGUGUUUGCUUAUUUUUUUCUUUAAGCAAUGGCUUUUUUUCUGGCCACUCUUCCAUAAAGCCCAGCUCUGUGGAGUGUACGGCUUAAAGUGGUCCUAUGGACAGAUACUCCAAUCUCCGCUGUGGAGCUUUGCAGCUCCUUCAGGGUUAUCUUUGGUCUCUUUGUUGCCUCUCUGAUUAAUGCCCUCCUUGCCUGGUCCGUGAGUUUAAAAGACAACUGGGAACUCAGGAAAAAAACAAGGUUGAAUCAUGACGUCAAAGAUCUUCAGGUCGGAGCUCUAGAAAGAGGCCCGAGUUCCCGACUUGGAAUUCCGAGUUGGAUGACCGUUCAAAACUUAUUUUCCCAGUCGGAGUUCCCAGUUGUCUUGAACUCACUGAAGUCUGAGAUUUCCCAGUUCCGAGUUUCCAGUUGUUUUGAACACGGCAGAAGUCAUGCUGAAUUGACAGCAUGGCAAAUGUAUUCAACCUUUUCUGGCCCAUUGACUAUGUUUAUCAUUUUAAGCUUUGAAACGAGACCCUUUCAGACAGAUGUUUUAAAUCCUUAAACCCAGACUUGGACCACACACCCUCUCCACCGAAUAGCAGGCAGAGGAAGGAAAAUAGUGAUUGCUUUGCAACGCUUGCAGUUAGUCACUGAUUCUUUCCAAACCACUCAUUGUUAAAUUUGCGAUCUGACUUGUUGUGUAGUGUUUAUGUCCAAUGGCUGAUGAGCACAGAUACGUUUUAUCUAUAAUUUCUCUUAUUGUGACAAGGAUUGAAAAGGAUUUGCACGUGAUUCAUGAUGAUGACUAGUAUGAUUUGAAAGUAUGAUGUUGACAUGAUCAGUCCAAUCAAAGCUAUGGUAGAUAUAACGUGAUUUGACGCCAUUUUAUCUGUGGCCAAUGACCUUGAGCCUUCUUGGAUGGGCACUUCUAAUGUCAAUCUAUGGCAGCAUCCAAGGGGGCUUGAACUGCCUAACUCGCCCUGUAGAUUCUGCGGUGACGUAGUGUCCCCAUGAGUGACAGAACACUGAGCCAAUCACAGCACAACUAGAGAAGAUUACCAACGCCUAUGCUCUGUAUGUUCCGCUGGCUGCCCCACCACCACAGAAAGCACUGAGCUAGGCUGAAACACCUGCAUUUUGGAGCUGCCUUACUCAAGAAAGCGACCAUGUUUGUAUGCGGCUUUAUUCACUCAAUAAAUGUGUUUUUACAUUGUUUGCAAACUGAUAUGUGACAUGAUUUAAUGCCAAAAUAACAUUCAAAGCAGGCAACAGCUACUGUAAACAGGUGGGGCUCAAAACAGGUGGGGCUCUGCUCCACCUGCCCUGAAUGACUGGUAAUCACUGCUUACAGUCCGUCUUUUUAAAGCCCUAUAAUGUGCCACUCAGCGAUAGGCAUCGCUUAAACAAUGCUUGCAAAGUUUAUUUCGAAGAGGGAUUGACCUUUCAACACUUUCAAAUUAGCUCGAUAAAAGUCACCCAUAAUUGCAGUAUCCAGAGCUCUCGCCUUCUCAUAUCCUAUCUCAUAUCCUAAUCACACACACUGUUUAAGCAACACCUUAGAGUAGUAACCUAGUAUCAGUUGCAGUGCUGGCAUCAAAAGUGGCACUCGUUUUGGGAUAGCACGGAGAAACUGUGUGGGUGAGAGACAGAUGGAGGGAGGGAGGGAGGGAACGAGCGAGAGUUGAUAGAUAGCACAUGGUGGAGGAGUGUAGAAGUGGAGGCGGAAAGGCGGAGUACUGUACCAGGCUGGCUCCUGUUGCCCACAGUGGCAGAGCGUGGGCAUUGUUUGGGUACAGGCUGGCAGGUUGAGGAGCAAGCCUGUAUUAUUUAGUGGACAUGAGUGGGCUGGGGGGAGGCGGCAUUAAACCUUAAAGACGUAUCACGCAUGUUCAAAAGGGUACAGUUAUUGGAUAUCACACUGUAGAACAGUCUAACUGAUAUAUUUCAUUUUCAAACACAAUACUUAUGAGACUAUUCUGACCCACCUUUGUAUGGCCGAGUGAUGCUGACAUUAUAGCUUUCAUGAUUGAAGUCAGCUAACUUCCAUUUUAGAAGUCAUUUGCGAAAACAUUGCGGUGCGGUAGAGAGAACUGGAGAAAGACAAAGUGAAAUAUCGUUUGCGUGGGGUACAAGAAGCUGUAUUUAAGGAUACACUGCCCCCCUGUGCAUAUUUGUGGUGUUGCGGUGCCGAAUUAUGUGCCUAGUCGAAAACCUUUUCCCCUUCAAUCCAUGUCGUUGAUAAGGUAUGUGGAGAGAGGAGCCGCUUCGAGAAGCUGAUGGAGUAUUUCUGCAAUGAAGACAGCAACAUUGACUUCAUGGUAAAUCUGACUCCAAAUUGCACAAUUCAUGUUUAUUAGGUCCAUCUCCACAGAAGAGAAAAUGCUCAGACUUGAUUAGCAAGUUACAGUAGAUGUAAACCUGACGCCGUCUCCUACUGUUUAUGUCCACCAGGUGGCGUGCAUGCAGUUCAUCAACAUCGUGGUCCACUCAGUAGAGAACAUGAACUUCAGGGUCCAUCUGCAGUAUGAGUUUAGCCACCAUGGCCUGGAUGACUAUCUGGAGGUGAGUGAUACUGAAUCACAGAGAGAAGUUGCCCCUUACCACUGAUACAUCAAAUCAAAUUGCAUUUGUCACAUGCGCCGGCUGAAUACAACAGGUGUAGACUUUACCGUGAAACAUGGUGAGAUAUUUUCAGAAAAUAUAAAAAUAUACCCCCUUAUUUGUGAAUAAUAUAACUUAUAAAAUACCUUAUGAGAUUGCAUUAGUACAACUGUCUUUCCUUAUCAUAACCAAAAACCCAAAGACACAUCAUUCUAUUGUUUAUGUUUUUGUUGUCAUAGGAGACUAGAUUUGAAGGUAAACAAAUGAUGCGUGUGUGCACAUAAUUACAUAGAAAAAUAGUAAUGUAUCUCUAUAUUUGUCUUUGUAUAUGUGUGUAUGUGUUCCUCUGUCAUGUGCAGAGGUUAAAGUUCACAGAGAGUGACAGGCUGCUGGUGCAGAUUCAGGCCUACCUGGAUAACGUGUUUGAUGUGGGGGCUCUGCUGGAGGAUGCAGAGACCAAGAACGCCCUGUUGGAACACAUGGAGGAGCUGCAGGACCACAAUGCACAGGUGACCAUACGUCCAUUGUGUACAAACAAGAAUGUGUACAAGAACACACAUCCGCUAUGUCAACUUUAUUUUGAUGUGUUGCACCUGGGUGAACUUGUUCACGCUUUCUUGUGCACAUUGUGUUUGAAGGUUUAUAAUAAGUAGAUUGUAUGUACUGUGUGUUUUUUUUUACGUGUCUGUACGACUGUAUAUAAAUGUGUGUGUGUGUGUGUGUGCGUGUGUGUGUAUUAUAGAUAAGCAGCAGAUUGCAAGAGAGUGAGAGGGAGGCGUUGGAGACAGUGUCAGAGUUGGAGAAACAUCUCAUCCAGACCACCAAAGAGGUGGAGCUCCUAAAGGUAGGCCUAUCAUCUAAUUACAGUCCAUGACAUACACAAAGAAGACUUGCGUUAGCUCCCAAGCUUAUGCCUACGCUAUAGCUCAGAGGGCUAACACAUGGACAUGUGUGUCUGUGUAACAGGAGAGUCUGCGUGAGUCCUGUGCCCAGGUGACCAUUCUACAACAGAGGGAGAUCGAGAGAGAGAUAGAACGAGAGACGGAAAGAGAGAGGGAUAGAGAUCGUUCGGCCCAUGCCUUGGCGGAGCUGGAGGAGAAAGUUCAGGGGCUUGUGGACCAGGGGCUGAUUCAAAUGGAGCGCUCGUCCUCGGGACACCUGGACCUCCAUGUGGUCCCUAUCAUCCUUCCUGUUUCCAUCCAUGCUGAAACAGGUGAGCUGCAAGCCACACACAUGGUCUCAAAAACCAUGUCAGAAAUAUUAAUUUAUUUUGGUUUAUGGAAUGAAAUUCAUCACCAAAAAUGUUACCUUUUUUCAUAUUUCCCUGCUUCCACAGAACAAAUCACGACUGUUGAUGGUCCUGUGGCCCCUCCCACAUCUGUAGUUCCGCCCCCACCCCCUGCUCCUCCAUUACCUGGUGCAACAGAGGUCACGGCACAAGCUCCUCCUCCCCCUCCUCCUCCACCUCCUCCUCCUCCUCCCCCUCCAUGCUCGACGGCACCACCUCCUCUGCCCCCCCCUCUUCCAGGGGGUGGUAUAGCCCCACCACCUCCAAGCGUUGGAAUGCCCCCACCAUUUGGGGGUAUGCCUGACGGACACACUGGUAAGCUAACAUGCGAUAGGUCAAGAUAGUUCUGUCAGUCGUGGUUCUAAUGACAAAACGUUCACUUCAUUGAUCCCCACUAACAGGGACUGGCCCUCAGAAAGGUACUUACAUAAUGAAAAGUUCUGCCAAAAGUAAUGUGUCCCUUUUCUGGACAGGUAACAGAAACAAGAAGUCCAUUCAGACUAAGUACCGUAUGCCUUCAUUCAACUGGCAGGCCCUCAAACCCAACCAGGUGGCUGGAACCAUCUUCAAUGAGCUGGAUGAUGAGAACGUGUUGGGGGUGAGACCACAGUACCCUGCUAGCUAUCUGCUCACAAUCUGUAUUCUUUUUCAUCUCAAUAUGUCCUCAUCUGUCUGUGGCUGCUGUUUCUGUUUCUGCUCAUUCCAGUCUUUCAAUCCCUCUUCCUCUCUGUCUCAGCCGCUCUCAAGUUUCUCUAUCUUCUGUAUUCCUGAAAUCCUUUGUAUUUCUCGCUCUCGCUCCCUCCGUCUGAUCUGUCUCCCGCCAUAUGACAAAAUAGCCUGCGGUAUCAACGGCCAGUCUUCCUGCUGUUUAACUGUAAAUCAUUCUCGCUGAGUUUGGCUAUUACCAAAAGCUCAUGCAUUAUUUAUCCACCUCUCCCCUCCAUGUCCUAGGAGUUGAACAUGGAUGCCUUUGAGGAGCAGUUUAAGACCAAGGCCCAGACAGCCCCGGCUGACGUGGGGACUCUGAGAGCGAAGGUGGCCCAGAAGGCCCCCAGCAAAGUGUCCCUACUGGAGCCCAACAGAGCCAAGAACCUGGCCAUCACCCUGCGCAAGGGAGGCAUGGCGACCUCAGACAUCUGCACAGCUAUAGAGACGUAUGUGUCUGUUAUCAACUUGUUAUAAGAAAAAUACUACAUGUCAUUUGUGCGUAAGACUAGAUAUUGUAAGACUACAUCUAGUUGAAUGCACUGACUGUGCCCCCUACAGGUAUAACCAGGAAGUUCUGAGCCUGGACUUCCUGGAGCUGCUGGAGCGUUUCAUCCCCUCAGAGUACGAAGUCAAGCUCAUCCAGAACUACGAGCGAGAUGGGAGGCCCCUGGACGAGCUCCCCGAGGAGGACCGCUUCAUGGUGUGCUUUGGCAAGAUCCCACGGCUGACCCAGCGCAUCAGAACACUAACCUUCAUGGGCAACUUCCCCGAAAGCAUCCAGCUCAUCCAGCCGGUCAGUAGAAAAUAUUUUAUAAUUUCAAUGUUAUUUCAAAAUGGUUUCAAUGUUAUUUCAACGUUUUUUUCAUGUAUAGUAGUUGGGUGCGAAAAGCUUCACCAUAAUACCAUAAUUCACCAUAAUACUGUAUGUUCCCAUCUCUCCAACAGCAACUCAACGCAAUCAUCGCUGCCUCAAUGUCAAUCAAGUCCUCUAGCAAGCUGAAGAAGAUCCUUGAGGUACUGUAGGAGACAGCUCUUUUGAUAUACUGCAUGGAUGGUUUGUGUUAAAUUGGUUAGAUGUGUAUGAUUACACAGCAUUGGUGUGUAACUUUGGAAUGCCUCUUCUGUCCCUAAGAUCAUCCUAGCCUUUGGAAACUACAUGAACAGCAGCAAUAGAGGAGCGGCCUAUGGGUUCCGCCUGCAGAGUCUCGACUUGGUGAGAAAGACUUCAAGCAGACAUACAGUAUUUAUCAACCAAAUCUUAGAGGCUCAUUUUGUGUUAUUUUUCCGACGACGAGGCACAUUGCUUUUGUACUCCAACCCUAGUCCAGAAAAUUCACUUGGGUUAGCAGAAUGUCGUUUUAGCACAGCAUCUAAUUGAUUAUCUACAGUAAUUAUUCAAAUGGAACUCCACAUCAGUGAGAGAUCCAGAGAUAACCGAUUCUGACAGGCCUUCUCUGAAUCGGCCACAGUGACUGAAUGACUAGAACACUAAGGUGGAGCAUGUCUCUCAACUCGAAUUAUUGCUGAAGAUAAUUAAUUACAGGCCCAGUUACCCAAAUCAUCAAUUAACUUCUAAAUUGAUUCCAUUGGAGACGAGUAACAACUGUAUCAUCCGGAUUGGACACCCUUUGUUCUUGAUCACAGUGUAUUUUCCUCUGACUACCACUGUCAUAAAGCAAAUACAGGUGUGGGAUCAGGCUAACCUUUUCACAUUGUAUCAUUUUCUCCAUUGGUUUCCUCUAAAAAUAUGGCUCUGGUUCAAUCUAGCUCUUAGACACUAAGUCCACAGACCGGAGACAGACUCUGCUGCACUUCAUAGUGAGCAUCAUCCAGGAGAAAUACCCUGAGCUCCAAGCCUUCCACAGCGAGCUGCACUUCAUGGACAAAGCUGCUGUGGUGUCCCUGGAUAGCAUUCUGCAGGACGUGCGUGCCCUGGAGAGGGCCAUGGAGGUGACCCGGAAGGAGUUUGCCAUACAGGAAGACAACCCUGUGCUGCAGGAGUUCCUCACCAGCAACAAUGACCUGCUGGACUCUGUAGUAGAAGAUGGCAAGACUGCCAAGGUCAAUUCUCCCUACUAAAUAUAUAUUGUACAAUGAAAAAUGGCUAAAUGUACAGCCUACUAAAUGGGGCUAACCUAGUAACGUUUUUAUGACACUAGAAUAAAUGAUUUUAGGAGAGCGUGAUAAUAUUUAUAUAAGUACUAUAUGAGUACUACUGCUACUGAAAGCAAUGAGGUACAGUAUAAUGAAGGUCUGAUAAUUUUUUCUCAUGUUAGGAUGUGUAUGAAUCAGUAGUGGAGUACUUUGGAGAGUACCCUAAAACCACACCUCCCUCCAUGUUCUUCCCCAUCUUCGUGAGGUUCAUCAAGGCCUAUAAGGUUAGUCACCACAUUGACUAAUUACAUUUAUUGAUUGAUUAAAUCUAUUCAAUCAUUCAUUCCUGUCAUAUAGCCGACUUUAAAAGCGUAAGUACGUUAAUGUAUCGACAUAGUAGACGGUGCUGGGCUCUUUGCUACACAUCAAAUAGUAACUGUUGUACUAAUGUGACAGUGUACCAUACAUACAUGUCAUUUUAUUCGUCCCGGCAGCAAGCAGAGCAGGAGAAUGAGCAGAGGAAAAAGCAGGAUGUGUUGUCCAGCGAAGGGAGGACAGGGCCACCGCCGACAUCAGCUAAGCCUGAAAUACCACAGAAGGUAGUCGUUGACACAUUAUCAACCAUGCAGGAGCAAUAAGAGAGUUGACCUACUCCGUUUACACUCAAAACAUGUAUAAUUUUGAUUUUGACCCCAACUCCUUUUGGCUGCCUUUUGACCCCAGCAGGUACCUAUGAUGCCCAAGCUGCCCCAGAUGGACCUGAUAGCGGAGCUGAAGAGGCGGCAGGUGACCCCCCUGGUCCGGGAGGGCAAGGAUGGAGCCAUCGAGGACAUCAUCACAGGUGGGCCUUGUAGGGUCAGGGGUUGGGGGUAAUAGAUCAAGGUCUCCAGUACAAUUUAUGUCUGCUGUGUAUGUCUAAUAUAAUGAAUAUGUAAUUCUGAAAUUAAACUAAAGCGGUAGCUGUGAUAUACUCUUGUAGAAAUGUACAGUAUUAUAAUGCAUGUUUUUCAACUAAAACAAUGUAGGCCAUUUUUCGCCAUGCUCCAUUUUCACAAAUACAUUAUAACUAACUAUCAUCAUGCAAUGUCCACUACCGGCUGCAUCAUCCUGUUGUUUCUGUCACGUCUACUCAUACCCUUUCAUCUUCUCCAUUCACUCCCUUUUUCACUCCUUUUUUCAUGUCAUUCCCACUCAUUCCCCUGGGCAUAUAUCUCUCCUCACCCUUGGUUAUAUCCCUCCUCACCCUUGGUUAUAUCUCGCCUCACCCUUGGUUAUAUCUCUCCUUCACCCUUGGUUAUAUCUCACCCUUGGUUAUAUCUCUCCUCACCCUUGGUUAUAUCUCUCCUCACCCUUGGUUAUAUCUCUCCUCACCUUUGGUUAUAUAUCUCCUUCACCCUUGGUUAUAUCUCUCCUUCACCCUCUCCUCUCUUUCUUUCCUUAUCUCUCUCUCUCUCUCUGGGGUUUUCAGCUCUAAAGGCUGUGCCCUUCACGGCUCGCUCUGGCAAGCGCUCCUCUCGCCUCUUCUGCGACUCCGGCUUCAGUGAUGAGAGCCCCACAUAAUCCCCUCAGAAGUGUUUAGGUCUGUCUUUCGCUCUCUCUGGAGGUGUCUAUGUCUCCUGUGCAGCACUGUGUUUCUCUGUCUGUGGAUAUAUCUGUUUCUUUCUGUCUCUUGGUGCAGUUGUCUGUCUGUCUGUCUGUCUGUCUGUGGUUGUGUGGAGGUGUCAGUACCAAAGCAUGUUUAGACCAGACCUGUUCCAAGUUGUGGUCUCACGGUGUUGUUGCUAUUCAUCAUCUCCCAUACUAGACCUGAGGAACCAGCCGUACAGACGGACAGACGGGUCCCGAGUCAGCGCCAAGUGGAAGCCCGGGCAAAAGCUCCUAGUCUCUUCCGAUAUUUCCCUGUGA
Coregonus sp. 'balchen' is the source of this 42217-nucleotide messenger RNA. Lineage: Eukaryota; Metazoa; Chordata; Actinopteri; Salmoniformes; Salmonidae. The record is from the annotation of a GenBank genome assembly.